This is a messenger RNA of Aspergillus melleus, 987 nucleotides long. RefSeq names its product alpha/beta hydrolase family protein. Bases 1 to 987 code for a protein of 328 amino acids. Lineage: Eukaryota; Fungi; Ascomycota; Eurotiomycetes; Eurotiales; Aspergillaceae. The record is from RefSeq and is a predicted model, not a curated record. Gene Ontology annotation, molecular function: hydrolase activity. The transcript is spliced from 2 exons.
AUGGCAUCAAGUCCGAAAUUCGACCCUUUCAACAUCAUCUCGGCAACCUAUAAAUCAGUCUCCCAGCAUGAUAUCGCCGUCAAUGUCCUAGUCCCCAAAAACAUCACAUAUCCGGGCAAAUAUCCCGUCAUCAUUCGCUUUCAUGGAGGUGGUUUUGUAACAGGAUCAAGUCUGUUUCCAGACUGGUUUCCGAGAUGGCAGGCAGAAUUAGCCCUGCAGCAUAAAGCUAUCAUCGUGUUACCCAAUUACCGUUUCCUGCCUGACUCCACCGGCAUGGAUAUCAUGGAAGACAUCGAUGAUCUGUGGACCUGGGUCACGUCCAGAUUAACAGACACUUUGCGUGAUCAUUCCACCGGAAUUGAGCCAGAUUUGUCCAGAAUAAUUACUGCAGGUGAAAGUGCAGGUGAGCCACCCCACCCCUUCGCUCCUGUCUCAUAUUCCAAUGAUACGAACAUCAAAAUAGGCGGCUACCUCAGCGUGCAACUUUCUCUCAACUACCCCAACGCCAUCAAAGGCUGUAUCUCCGAAUUCCCUUGCAUUGAUCUGAAAUCUGCAGCGUUCACAGCGCAGCAUGCAAACCCACGCGCACCCCCUUCUUUAGUCCGAGACUAUCUCGCAAACAAGGAAGACAAGAAAUCUAUCCUGUCCUCUGACAUCACCAUCUCCCGAUUCCUGUACGCGUUUUCCAUGAUGGACAAUUCGAUGUUUCUGGAGUUUUUCGGGACCGACGAGAAACUGUUUCCCUUUGACAGGGUGUCUCGUGGGGCGAAGAUCCCGCCGUUGUUUAUCAUUCACGGACUGGAUGAUGACAUUGUACCGGUUCAGGGAAGUCAGGAUUUCAUAGCAUUGCUACAGGAAAAGCAGCCUUCUGCUAAAGUGCAUCUGUCUUUAUCUCCUGGUGGUCAUGGAUUGCAUGAACAGUGGAGUCAGCAUCAUGAUGCGAUCAAAGAGGGGUUGAAGUUGGUUACGCGCGCUUGGCUGGGAUAG